AUGGCUGUAAACAGUGGAUUGAACGAAGAGUGUAUAUAUCUCAUAGCAAAUCAGGAAUCGAGUGAUGAGGAUGAAAUGGUUAAUCGUGGCCUAUUUACAGGAGAAUUUGAUUAUGAAUCUGACAUGUUACAAAAGAUUUUCGUCAAGGGUAUGUGGCUGGUGGCUGCUCAAGCAAAUGUGGAUGUAGAGAUCUCUAGUAGCGAUGACGUAUGCGACCUUAAGAGAAGUAUCUCAGGAUUUGAGAAUACAAGGCAAAAUAAGGGUUCUGAAUGCGCCAAGAGUUAUUUACGGGAAAGGAAACAAUAA
This is a messenger RNA of Parnassius apollo (apollo), 306 nucleotides long. NCBI's taxonomy places the organism in Eukaryota, Metazoa, Arthropoda, Insecta, Lepidoptera, Papilionidae. The record is from the annotation of a GenBank genome assembly.